Molecule: messenger RNA, 2060 nt
Organism: Magallana angulata
Lineage: Eukaryota; Metazoa; Mollusca; Bivalvia; Ostreida; Ostreidae
Exons: 4
Coding region: 16-1977 (653 amino acids)
Source: RefSeq, a predicted model, not a curated record
UCUAGGGAGGACUUCAUGAGCUAUAGUUCUUCCAUUAUGCCCUCCCCGACUCCUGUACAGUGUGUCUUACUCUACAUAGCCAUUGUUGUAACCUGCCUUCAAAAGGACGGCAUUUGUUUUCAAGAUUCUUUAAUCGAAAAAUCUAGAAAAACAUUUCAGCCAGGAAUUAACUGGACACAGACUUCAACGAACAUCGACGUAUCAAAUAGAGCAUGGCUUCCGAAGGAAUCCGAAAGUCCCGAAAUCAUGCGCUUGGAAGUAGAUCUAGAAGUUGGGUAUGAAGGACAUUUGAAUCCAACUUGUAAAAUGAAUUUAACCAAGUCCGCAUUUAGUUCGAAAAUUUCUGAAGAAGAUGUUCAAGAGGGAAUUACUUCCACUCCAACUAAACCAAAUACCUUUCCAUCACAUGGUAUUGUCAGAGAAUCGCGCCGACACAUGAGGCGAUCAAAUAGGACAGGCAACAGAAAGAAAAGAUUUGUACGCAUUGCUAUGUCAUCUGGGACACUGGAAGUUGAAAUAACCAGAAGAAGAAAGCGUCAAAUGUUAGAAACGGAAUCCGCACCGAAUAUAAGAAGAAAAUUUAAAACACACAGACAGCGCAAGGAAUCGUCUAUUCGGAAGUUUUCAAAAUUCUUUGAAAAUCGACGAGGAGGAAUAAAUCGUCGAUCAAGAAGAUAUCAGAGGAGAGAAAGAAAGAUUAAAUCUGCUCUUACCAAUACUGGGAGGGUUCCAACAAAAAUAAAGAAACAGACUAUUCGGCUCGACAGAAAAAAGUCUAUUACAGAAUACUUGGGACAAAUUGUGCGUCGUUUUAGAUAUAGCGUGGGACAAAAUGAGCGUCACUCACGAAAGAGCGUAAGACAAAGUGAGCGUCGCUCACGAAAAAGCGUGGGACGAAAUGAGCGUCGCUCACGAAAGAGCGUGGAACGCAAUGAGCGUCGCUCACGAAAAAGCGUGGGACGAUAUAUAUAUCGCUCAAGAAUCGGCAAAACGCGACGUUCAAAAAGCAACGUGGAACGUAUUGUGCAUCGUGCAAAUAACAACAUAAAUCGAAAUAAGCGUCAUUCAAGAAACAUCACUGGACGCUUUGUUCAACAUAUCAAAAACAGCUUUAGUCUAAAUUUGCGUCAUUUGAGAAGCAUCAAGGGGCGUCAAAUGCGUCGUUCAGGAAACGGAAUAAAUCGAAGUGUAACUAACUCAAGAAACACAAUGAGACGCACUGGGCAUCGUUCAAGAAGUAAUAUAAAUCGCAAUACGCAACGUACAAGAAACAGAAUUGGACGCGUCGUGCGUCAUAUCAAAAAUAGCAUGAGGCGUGUUGUGCGUCAUACAAGAGUAAUUUACAGAAGGGAUAUUGAGAACGAAAUAUUAUUUGUCGUUAGAAGAAGGAGAAAAAAUUUGUCCAGUAAAUCGAAAGCUCAAAAGAGCAUGUUAGAGAAGAGUAUGAAUGAUCGCAGAAAUACACAACUAGACUGCAAAGAUAGUCUGAAGAAUUUUCCACUAAAUAGAGGAAGAACACUGCCAAGACGUCGCUUCUCCAGAGUGCAGAGGUAUUGCCUUGGUCUGCAUUCAAGUUCAGCAUGUUCAGUCAGAAAAGUUAAAGCUUUCCGCAACCACCCGCUUAAUUCGACGCAAAACGGCGAGAAAUGUCAUCCGCGAAUAAAACAAAUAGCGAAGACACGGCGUGGGACUCCAUCAUAUAGAGUACAAAAAGGGUCGAAUAGUUUCAACACCUUUGAGUCAUUUUCACCAGGAAUUGCAGUAAAAAGCACCGAGCUAUUUGAAGAAGAUAAUGAGAGCUGCAUGUUUGGACCAUUGGAUGCAUUUUAUAAAUUAGCCAACAAGAUAAAACGUUUCGGGACUAGAAUUAAAGGAAGGACACCAGACAGAAGUGAAUUGUUUGCCAAAAGCAACAAACAUAUACUUGGAAUUCUGGGAUUGGCGCUUUGGAUGACGUCACGACAAACUUCCGCUUGAAAAAGUAUUCCUGACAGCUUUUAUCACGUAACAGACUUUUUGAAUGCAGUCUCAAGUUAUAAUGAAUAAAACUAUAUAGUUUC